This is a messenger RNA of Scophthalmus maximus (turbot), 2607 nucleotides long. RefSeq lists its product as uncharacterized. Lineage: Eukaryota; Metazoa; Chordata; Actinopteri; Pleuronectiformes; Scophthalmidae. The record is from RefSeq and is a predicted model, not a curated record. The transcript has 3 exons. The coding region runs from base 108 to 803 and encodes 231 amino acids.
AGAUUGUGCAAUAACGCCUCGUGGGCGGAGCUACAGGAGGGUUGAAAAUAAACAAGUCAAAAGUGAAAGCAGUUUGUUUUUCUGGAUCAGAUGAGAGUCCUGCAGAAAUGAUCGUCCUGCUUCUCUGCGCGUGCCUCCUGCCUCCUGCUGCAGGUGAGCAGGAGGAGACGGUGAAGCCCGGCGACAUGGUCACUCUUCAGUCCCGUUGUCCGGGCGACGCCGUCGUCACGCUGCUGGAGUGGGUCAGACUUGACCAGAAGUCCGAUGGGUACGUGUUCUUCUACCGCGGCGACCGCCCUUACGCAAACUACCAGCAUCCGUCUUUCCGCGGCCGAGUGGCGCUGAGAGACCCGGAGAUGGCGGGUGGCGACGUGUCCGUGACCGUGCGGAACGUCAGCGUCGCCGACGCUGGAACGUACACGUGUCGAGUCAUCAGCCGCACGACGGAACACGACGAGCAGAUAUCCACCGAGUUCAGGGACGCGGUCCGACUGACGGUCACCGACGCCGAGAUCUGGUCCAAUCAGGUGUCAGCUCACAAAGCUCCGCAGGCCUGGGCUGCAGGACGCGAGGAGGCAGGACACGAGGACGCAGGACGCGAGGAGGCAGGACGCGAGGGGCGAGGACGCGAGGGGCGAGGACGCGAGGGGCGAGGGCAGACUGAAGUUUUAGCUGGUGUCGGUGUUGCUGCCUUGUUUCUUAUUUUCGCCGGCGUUGGCUUCAGUAAGUUGUGGCCUCACAAGUGCACCAAGCGUCCUCCAUACCGCCGUGCCGCUGGCGAGGCAGGAAACCCACAGGUGUGACGCUCCGGUCGGGCCGCGGUUGGCUUGGUGACAGUUGAUAGCUCGGGCAGGGAUCCAUCACCUCAUGAUGUGUUGGUUAUGUAGCUUUACGCACUUUAUAAGGCACCUUCUCCUCUGUGUAGGCUUUUAUUGUGGCGGAGGGUUCAUAGGAAAUACAAAUAGCAAAAGCGAGACUUCCUCCUGAACUUCAGUCGAGGGCUGCAGUCGAAAUGUCAAAUUCACUCAGGAAGUUUCCCGAACCUAUGACCCAUGAUAAUGAUCAGAUUCCCCAAAUGCUUAGAAACGCUUCUUUCCCAUCUCCUUCAGCAGAGGACUAUGAGAGAGGAAAGGAGAAACAGACCCACAAUGCAUUGCGGCAGCGAUAUUUAUCACUGAGGUCAAGGACGAGUAGAGAGGAGAAGACCAUUCGACCGCACCUUAGAAAUAUAUAUAAAUUGACAGUGAGGUGCUUUUACUUUUUGUUCCUAAAUUUAAAUACACUACGCCCAGGUUUAAAUAAAUCAAUUAAAAAACAAUAUGUAUAUACAUUUCAUAUAAUUGAUUCAUUUGAUUUUCUAUGUUUUGAAUGAGUGUGAAUGUGAACGCAGCACGGUGAUGCUGCGAGGAGCCGAGUUCAUCUCUAACGUAAAGAAGACACAUUUCAGUUUUAUAUCCAUAAAGUAGAAACAGUGAGAUAAUAAAUCAGAUGCAUGUUGAUUUCAUCCUCAGCAGCAGAACACGUGGUCGAAUCGGGGUCAAGAUGAAUGUUCUGUGUAUUUUGAGACUUUCUUCUUUUCUGUUUGCAUUAAAGUUUUUUCAUGGAAUUCAUUUGAUUUGCAAUAAUAAAAAUGUGCUUCAAAAAAACCCUUUUGUGAUGUUUUCACAUCAUGAUGUCAGAGCAGCCACUGAAGCGCACAUGGAAUGAGUCGCAGAAUGUCUGACGGCACCUGAAUGCAGCAUCCAGACCCGUCCCUCUCUGACUCCUGUGGAAAGUUACAGAAUGUCAGCUGUUUCUUUUUAAUAACAAGAACAAGAACCAGGAAGUCGUCAAUAUAAACGAUACAAAAACAUCACGGGAGGAGUUUUCCACAUGAAGAUGAAGAUCUGAUGUUAUUACAGUUCUCAUAUGCAUAUGAUUUUUUUUUUUACCAUCAUUAAUAAAAGUUAAUAAGAGUCUUUCUGCCAGUGUGAAGACAGAACAUGUGAACCAUCGGCAGAUAUGACGAUAAGCGAGCAUAUGAUCAGAUAUUGACUUGGAGAAUCAAACCUAAACUCUCUCUGAGUGAGAGGGGGAGCUACAUGUCGUUGUAUGAAAAGUGAUGAUAAAUAGUGUGAUUGAUGGAUGAUGGAGCCGCCGCAGAGACGAGGAAAAACUGCACGAACGAGAAGAAGCUGCGGAAAUGAUUUCAGUAUUCACAGUGAGCCUUGUAAGAUAAGAUAAGAUAUACCUUAUAGAACCAUGUCAUAUAUAUAACUACCGAUGAUUCAAUAAGUAUCUCCAGCAAAAAAUGCCAAAUGAUAUAAUAACCUCUGAACCAAUGAUGUCAUAAAUUAUUAUAUUAACAGGAUACAAUUUUGUGAUCAUUUUCCAUAAUAGUAAUAACUGGGCCAGUUUGUUUUUUGUAAAUUAAUCUCAAAUAAGCAAAGGUCUCAUGUCGUUUGUACAUUAAUAUAAUUUAUUAUAUUAUUAAUACAGGGAUGAUAUAAUAAUGUACAUAAUAAUGAUAAUAUAAUCAUAAUGUUACACUAUCGGCGUCUACAAACAAGUGUGUGAAUUAUUACCCAGGUCUUCAGUCACAAACAAUAAAAAGUUGUGGAACAGUGA